Molecule: messenger RNA, 1810 nt
Organism: Diachasmimorpha longicaudata
Lineage: Eukaryota; Metazoa; Arthropoda; Insecta; Hymenoptera; Braconidae
Exons: 3
Coding region: 788-1615 (275 amino acids)
Source: RefSeq, a predicted model, not a curated record
UCUGUCCGCAUUUGAGAGAUUAAAUUCAGUAAAGAAGGCGACUUCAAAUUUCUAACAGCAUUAAAUUACGGUGGAGUAAACCAUAAAUUACCAAAAUUCAGGAAUUCUCUUGGGUGGGCUCGUGUUGUCAUUCCCUCCGGCAUUAUCGAUUGAAUUUAUCAGCUGUAUCUACAGUCAAAUUGGUAAAUCAUUGCUUCUCUCGAUUCGUUGGUUAAUUUAACUGUGUGAGCUUCACCGGGACUCAAGUGGUAUCACUCUGCCGAUAAUCAGACAGCAUCGUCUCCACCGGUUGAGUAAGAAAAUACACCAGGCAUUGGGCUGCACGAGGAAGACGAGGCAUCAUGGGGUCAGUAUUUCUGUCAAUGUUGGAUGCCAAGUUUAGGGUGAUUGGUAUUUGGGAAUUUUGAGUGUGCAGGAUAUAGAUAUGGAUAAAGUUAUCAUCGUCGUAAGAUGUUCACCGCCGAGCUACGAUAAGCCAAUGCCUAUGGGUUCUAAGACAAUUCUAACAUUGAGGGAGCCUGCUGUCCUCAGAACUCCAUAUUCCACGUCGGAUUACACUGACGGCUCGUCAGACGAUGAGACUUCGAGUGACGAGGCCCCUGCUCACGAUUGGAAAGGUUUGCUGAAUCUUCGAAGUCUUCUGUCUAGAUAAUCCAAAGUCCUGACGUACAAGUGAGGAAUACUCACUUCAAAGAACAAGCUUCGUUGGAAGAUCUCGGCUUGAAGCUCAAUCUACGGCUGUUGUGUCGUUUCGUAAACGAGGUGGUUACCUGGUGACUUCUUCGUAAUGUCCGUAAUGGCAGUGGCAUUGAUUAGAUGGAGACAGCACUGGAAGGCAAUGCGAGAGCGAUGCUCCAGAUUGUCCUGCCUGAGGAAGACGAAGAGACCUCCGGACGAUGAUGCUGAAGGCAAUGUUGCAGCCCCCAGACCUCAGAAUAUUGCAAUACAGUCGGUAAAAGUGGUACAGGAGGCUCCGCAAAUCAAGCCCUUGGUCAUUUCAACUCAUUCCCCAGUUGGAGCCAGGGAAUCACCAGCACCAACAACCUCCAAUAUGGCUAGCCCGUCCAACGAUUCCCUCACCGCUGGUCACAGACGGAAACAUCCGCACCGCCGAAAGCCAAAUAGACAAUCAAAAUGUUGGUCAAAGUGUUCGGAAACAGCGAGACUGAACAUUGAAAAUUCCCCUCAGAAUAAAUGUCAGAAAAAGAGAGUGAAAAUUGAAUUCUGCCAGCACGGACCCCAAUGUAAAAAACGAAAAUCAGCAGAAUCAGAAUUGUUGGCCAGAACGAGGAAGAGCUUUCAGGGCUUUCGGGAUGAGACGCAAGGGUAUUUUAAGAAGGCUAGGGAGAGAUAUGACAGCCUUUCAUCGGCUGCUAGACACCCUUUCCGUCGCUCCAGCAGGCAAACCGUCGUCAAUAUGAGCAGCUGCACCUCGGAGAAGCUGUGCUGUCGGUGUGGACUCCCCGCCGAAAAUCUACCGAAGCAAUUGGCCAAGAUCACGAAGAAUAUUCACCAGAUCUGUGAGUGCGAGGAGAACCCGAUGAAGAUGACGGGGGGACCUUUGAUUUCCUAUUGCUCUUGUUCCGUUGCUCUUUGCGGAAAUGAUGAUCCAUGAAAAAAAUCCCCGAAGAAAUUCUCUUUAAUAUGUAAAACCCAUAGUAUUUACGAUAUAUCAAAAUAAAAUCCCCCUUUAAAUAAUUGAAUGUCUCUGAAUGCCUGAGCAAUAAACCUCUUGAGCUAAACAUAAUGUAAUUUUAUCUCGGACAUUUUUACUGCCGCGUCCAACGGCGUCUGAUGGUGUGCACCAGCC